Messenger RNA from Puccinia graminis f. sp. tritici CRL 75-36-700-3, 471 nucleotides. RefSeq lists its product as uncharacterized. Gene Ontology annotation, cellular component: elongin complex; nucleus. The transcript is spliced from 5 exons. The coding region runs from base 1 to 471 and encodes 156 amino acids. The record is from RefSeq and is a predicted model, not a curated record. NCBI's taxonomy places the organism in Eukaryota, Fungi, Basidiomycota, Pucciniomycetes, Pucciniales, Pucciniaceae. Gene Ontology annotation, biological process: transcription elongation by RNA polymerase II.
AUGGUCGUCUCCCUCAAAGAGUCAUGUCUGCGUAUCCUAACUGCACAUUCGGGUGGUCUGCUUGAAGUCGGUAACUGUCCGUAUCGCACGAUCAGGCCCGUUCUUAUUGCAUGCAAUCCCGACCAGCUAGCCCACAUAGAAGAUUCAUCUCCCCAUCUCAUGUUGGAUUCGGACGAAAUUUGGCAGCAUUUCCUCUCCAGAGAUUUCCCGAAUGAACCAGCGAUCCCGCCGUCCACCCGGCCCUCAUCACCUGCACCGUUCCCAUCGGGCGAAGACGAGGAAGAUUUACAUGAGGUCGAGCUACCGCCUAAUCGGCUGCUUUACUUCAAAACCCGGCUGGCAAAGGAAGAGGCCCUGGCAUCCGCCUCUGCUCGUCUCCGGGAAAAGGUCCAAGCUAGUCGUUCAGAUCAACACAAACGGAAGGCUAUUUUUACCGGCCUGACGGAUUACGGUGCCGGGAUCUUGGGGUAG